Messenger RNA from Lampris incognitus (smalleye Pacific opah), 1476 nucleotides. RefSeq names its product potassium voltage-gated channel, shaker-related subfamily, member 1a (gene kcna1a). The transcript has a single exon. Gene Ontology annotation, biological process: potassium ion transmembrane transport; protein homooligomerization. Gene Ontology annotation, molecular function: delayed rectifier potassium channel activity; protein binding. The coding region runs from base 1 to 1476 and encodes 491 amino acids. Gene Ontology annotation, cellular component: dendrite; juxtaparanode region of axon; membrane. NCBI's taxonomy places the organism in Eukaryota, Metazoa, Chordata, Actinopteri, Lampriformes, Lampridae. The record is from RefSeq and is a predicted model, not a curated record.
AUGACGGUCGUAGCUGGAGAUAACAUGGAUGAGACCUCGGCGGUGCCAGGGCACCCGCAGGACACCUACCCCCCAGACCACGAUGACCACGAAUGCUGCGAACGGGUGGUCAUCAACAUCGCCGGGCUCCGGUUCGAGACCCAGCUGAAGACACUCUCCCAGUUCCCAGAGACUUUGCUGGGCAACCCCAAAAAGAGGAUGCGCUACUUUGACCCGUUGAGAAAUGAGUAUUUCUUCGACCGCAACCGCCCCAGCUUUGACGCCAUCCUGUACUACUACCAGUCCGGCGGCCGGCUGAGACGACCUGUGAACGUUCCCUUGGAUAUGUUCUCUGAGGAGAUUAAGUUUUACGAACUGGGGGUGGACGCGAUGGAGAAGUUCCGGGAGGAUGAGGGCUUCAUUCGAGAGGAGGAGCGACCUUUGCCCGAGAGGGAGUUCCAACGGCAGAUCUGGCUCCUCUUUGAGCACCCGGAGAGCUCUGGUCCAGCCAGAGGGAUCGCCAUUGUGUCUGUAAUGGUGAUUCUGAUUUCCAUAGUCAUCUUCUGUUUAGAGACUCUACCAGAGCUGAAGGAGGACCCACAUGGCCGGAUGGAGACGGUAGGGAACACUACUUUUUAUUACAAGCCAAAUAUCCUCACAGACCCCUUCUUCAUCAUCGAGACGCUGUGCAUCAUCUGGUUCUCCUUUGAGCUGAUCGUGCGCUUUUUGGCAUGCCCCAGCAAACCGGCCUUCUUCAAGAACAUGAUGAACACUAUCGACAUUGUGGCCAUCAUCCCUUAUUUCAUCACGCUGGGCACCGAGCUGGCUGAAGACCCAGACAAGGAGGGGGUCGGGGAGCAGGCCACGUCUCUGGCCAUACUCAGGGUGAUCCGUUUGGUCAGGGUGUUCAGGAUUUUCAAGCUGUCCCGACACUCAAAAGGGCUGCAGAUUCUGGGGCAGACCCUGAAAGCCAGCAUGCGAGAGCUCGGACUUCUCAUCUUCUUCCUCUUCAUUGGAGUCAUCCUCUUCUCCAGUGCUGUGUACUUCGCUGAGGCCGAGGAGAAGGACUCAUAUUUCGGCAGCAUCCCUGACGCUUUCUGGUGGGCUGUGGUGUCAAUGACUACAGUGGGAUAUGGAGACAUGGUCCCAGUCACCAUAGGAGGCAAGAUUGUUGGUUCUCUGUGCGCCAUAGCUGGAGUGUUGACCAUUGCACUCCCCGUGCCGGUCAUUGUGUCUAACUUCAACUACUUCUACCACAGGGAGACGGAGGGAGAGGAGCAGGCCCAGUUGCUCAAUGUUAGUAACCCCAACAUCCCAUCGGAGACCAACUCAAGCCGUCGCAGCUCAUCCACUGUCAGCAAGUCAGAGUACAUGGAGAUCGAUGGAGACAUAAACAACAGCAUCGACAAUUUUAGAGAGGCAAACCUCAGAACUGGCAAUUGCACUAUAGCCAACCAAAACUGUGUGAAUAAAAGCAAGCUGCUUACAGAUGUGUAG